Molecule: messenger RNA, 2114 nt
Organism: Lagopus muta (rock ptarmigan)
Lineage: Eukaryota; Metazoa; Chordata; Aves; Galliformes; Phasianidae
Gene: TMEM115
Product: transmembrane protein 115
Exons: 2
Coding region: 129-1181 (350 amino acids)
Biological process (GO): retrograde vesicle-mediated transport, Golgi to endoplasmic reticulum
Cellular component (GO): membrane; Golgi apparatus
Source: RefSeq, a predicted model, not a curated record
CGGCGAGCGCGGGCGGGGGCAGGGUCCGGCGGGGGGAGCCGCGAGGGGGCCCGGCCCCGCCCCUCCGGGGGUAGGCCCGGAGCUCGGGGCCCCGUCGGCCUCCUCCCCGCGGCGGGCCGGGCCCGAAGAUGCGGCGGUACCUGCCGGUGGCCCGGCAGCACUGCGUGGCGGCGCUGGGCGGCACCAGCGUGGUGGUGAAGGCGGUGAGCGGCACCGUGCUGCUGCUGUACGCGCUGUCCUUCGCGGUGGACACGGCCUACGGGCUGGCGGUGACGCCCGGCUUCCUGUUCCUGCCCCGCUGCUGGCUAUGGACGCUGCUGACGCACGGGCUGGUGGAGCGGCGGGCGGCCGGAGUGGCGCUCAGCCUGGGCGCGGUGGUGGCGGCCGGGCGGCUGCUGGAGCCGCGCUGGGGGGCCCUGGAGCUGCUCGUCUUCUUCGCCGUGGUCAACGCCUCCGUGGGGCUGCUGGGGGCCGCCGCCUACUUCCUCACCUACGCCGCCACCUUCCACGUGGCCUACCUGUUCGACGUGCACAUCCACGGCGGGCUCGGCUUCCUGGCCGGCGUGCUGGUGGCCCUCAAGCAGACCAUGGGCGACAGCACCGUGCUGAGGGUGCCCCAGGUGCGAAUGAAGGCCGUGCCCAUGCUGCUGCUCCUGCUGCUGGCCGCGCUGCGGCUCGCCACCCUCAUCGAGAGCCCUGCACUGGCCUCCUACGGCUUUGGGCUGCUCUCCAGCUGGGUCUAUCUCCGCUUCUACCAGCGGCACAGUAGGGGCCGCGGAGACAUGUCCGACCACUUCGCCUUUGCCACAUUCUUCCCUGAGAUCCUGCAGCCCGCGGUGGGGCUGGCGGCCAACCUGGUGCACACACUUCUGGUGAAGGUGCGGCUCUGCCGGAAGACGGUGAAGCGCUAUGAUGUGGGCGCCCCGUCCUCCAUCACCAUCAGCCUCCCGGGAACGGACCCGCAGGAUGCCGAGAGGAGAAGGCAGCUGGCCUUGAAGGCGCUGAACGAGCGGCUGAAGCGCGUGGAAGACCAGACAGCCUGGCCCAGCAUGGAGGACGAGGAGGAGGAGGUGGUGGUGAGGAGUGAAGGCCCGCUGCUCCCUGAGGCCAGCGUGGCUGGGAAGGCAGCUGGCCAUGAGAGCAGCCUGAUCACCUUUGAGGAUGCCCCAUCCCAGCCAUGAGCUGCAGCUGCAUUGCCCCCUUCUCCCCACCCUGGCUCUGCGGGAGAGCUGCAGGUGCCCACACGGGACGCUGCCUGCGGGGACGCUGCUGACCCAGGGGCAGGGGCUACCUCAGAGCCGCGGGGCUCUGCUUCUCGCUGCCUGCUGGAGUGGCUGGGGCUUCUCAUGAGGAGGUGGAUGUCUGUGCUGGGGGCUUUGUUCCAGAGGGAGACUUGGAACCGAUCCAUACUGCUCAGCUCCAUUCCCAAAGGCCUCUGCACUCAGCCACGAAGGAACCUCACGAUGCCCUGGGAGCACAGUCAGCAAGCACCAUGCUCUCUUGCUUCUCCUCUGCACUCAGAACUUAAUUUUCUCCUUUAUUGAGUUAGUUUUGUUCUUACUCUAGGAAAUGAGAAGGCUCGUGGGUCUCUUUUCCAAAUCCCCUGCCUGUUUCCACCCUCCCUCCACCCUGCAGGAGGUAGACAGAGCUCCCACACAGGGCUGGUGCCUGUUUUUUGGCUCUGUCACAGGCACGUAGAACGGGGAUCAGCCCUGACUCCCAUGGCUUUGUUCUGUUGGUUCUCUCCUCUUUCCUCUCCUGCUGCAGUGACUCCCCAGGAGGAGCCAGUGUCCUUGGCUGCUGCACGACUAAUCCGUUUGUCAGAUUAUCCUAGAAGCUGGAAUUAGUUUUUACAGCGGGGCACUCGCUGCUUCCCCUGACACCAGGCUUCUGUCCUGUGGGUAGAAACUGGAUCCCCCUCCUCUUCUGCUCCCUCUGUGUGGCUGGGCUGUCCUUGUGAGGGAGAGGCUGCUCCUGGAGCUCUUUACCCUGGGCUCUGGGAGGCAGCCCAUGGUGGUGUUAUGAAUUUAUUUUUUUAAAGGACCACACGGGAAGGUUUUGUCAACUAGGAAAAACACAGACAUUUCGUUAUCAAUAAACAGUUCUUUAAAAGA